Molecule: messenger RNA, 639 nt
Organism: Saccostrea cuccullata (small rock oyster)
Lineage: Eukaryota; Metazoa; Mollusca; Bivalvia; Ostreida; Ostreidae
Product: putative universal stress protein SAUSA300_1656
Exons: 4
Coding region: 127-567 (146 amino acids)
Source: RefSeq, a predicted model, not a curated record
CUAACAUAUUUAUUUUACUUGAUAGGAGCGUGUAAAUGAACUUUAUCUUGUCGGUUUAAUAAUAUGUUUGUGACAGUGAGGUAACAUACAUAACAAAUCAGCUUUAUCGUCUUCUGAGAAUCAAUAAUGAAGGUUCUGAUAGCUGUGGAUGGAAGUAAAUUUUCUAGAGAUGCCUUGGAGUGGUACAUGAAACGCAUUCACUUGAGAGAAAAUAAGAUCAUCAUUGUCCAUGUGACGGAUCAUCUCCGUAACUUUGCUUAUAACACAUCUGUGAUACCAGCUGAUCCCGAGUUAAUCCAGUUAGCGUAUCAGGAAGAAGAACACAAGGCCAGGGCUUUAAUGGAUGAAAUGGGGGACUUCCUCACUAAGAACCAAAUUGAGGGUGAAGUUAUUCGACUUUUUGGAAACCCCGGAGAACUGAUUGUUAAAAAGGCACAGGAAAUUCAGGCAGAUUUGCUAAUAUCAGGAAGUCGUGGCUUAGGUCUCAUCAGGCGGACAGUGUUAGGAAGCGUCAGUGACUUUGUCAUACAUCACUCUGAAGUCCCCGUUAUGGUUUACAAACAUUAAAAACCAACAGACAUCAACUUCGAUUGUUACAUCAUAUAUUUUGUUAUAAAAUAAAACAUGACUUUAAGUGUU